GAGGCUUCUUGGGAGGUACUCCCUUCCCCUGCCUUUGUUACGAACUACGCUUUGUCUGGUUGCACAAUGAAUCCUUUCAAACAGAACGAAUCCUGCUUUUCAGAUCAUGACCAUCGAGUCUCUACAUCCGCCAUAUUGUUUGUGCAGGUCUCAUGAUAAUGUGUAAAUCGAGAGAUUCUGUUGAGAUCUUCCAAUUUUCUUGAAUCAACCUCCCCUCAUCGUCAUGUCGAGAGCCGAUAGGAACGUGAGGCAGUAGACGACGGUCUCCGGGCAGGAAUAAAGGCGCUCUUCUACACCGAUGAAAACGUAACCAUCAUGUAUUCCAGACUAGCCCGUGCCUUCAUCACGUCUUUCAAGAAGGCGUCUCUGUAUCCUUUCUUGCUGGGUACGAUGAUGCUGCAGAUUUUCGUCUGCGCAGUUCUCUUUCCUGCCCUGUUUCUGUCCGAUGGUCCUCUCUGUGGAGAAAGACGAGGAGACGGCAGGUUGAAAACAGUAGGAGACAGGACAGUCUUCGACGAAGAUAUUGGGACUUCUGAGAAGCUCAAUUUCGCGUUCCGUCAUCCACCCGUUUCCCGAGCCGAGACCAGCUCACAUUUUAAAGCAAUGACCCACAAGGACCAUCUAUCUCGUACCGUUCGACCUUUCACUAUCCUCACAACAACCAAUCGUGGAUUUCUGGAUUUUACCGCCAACUGGAUUUUAAGCAUUCGAAGAUUAAAAUUACAAUAUAAUAUCACGAUCAUCGCAGAGGACGCAGAGGCUUACCGGUAUCUUACACGAAACCGCACAUUCGAUUACCAAAACCUCAGAAUCGAACUAACUGAAUACGGUUUCUCUCAUCCCAAACCUCAGAGGUUCCGUUAUUCCGGGUAUCGACGCCUCGUCAACAAACGACCCCAGUAUUUAAUCGACAAACUAGAAGAAGGUUUCGAUACCCUAAUGGUUGAUGUCGAUUCUUUUUGGUUUCGAGAUCCCCUCGAUUUCAUCUCGCCAAAUUACUCGAAAUACGACCUUUGGCUGGCACAGGGACACGACGGUAAAAAUGGCCAUAGGUUGCCCUGCCCCUGUCUGAUGUACUUCAAAUCGAAUGUCAUCUCUUUUGGUGUAGUCCGACAUUGGAUGAAUCGACUCUUGAAGGCCAAAGGGAUGGAGAGUGACCAGCAAUCCCUCAACAAUGUACUCAAGACGAGACACGGACAACGGUUGAGAGUAGGCUGGCUGAACAAGGUGAACUUCCCGACCGGUGAUGACUACAAGACAAGACGAGAAAAUCAGGAAGAAAUGGAGAAUGUGUACAUCUUUCAUGCAAAUCACAUGGGGAACUUCACAGUGAAGAAGCAGAUUAUGAAAUCGUAUGGACUGUGGAUAGAUUCCGAUUGACUGAUCCAGGACACACCUAUGUUGUGAAUGGUGCAACUUUGUUUGAAUAACUUGCCCUUGCUCCAAUCCUGUCUCGAAAUCCGCCCUGAGUAGAAGCACCCCCUCAUCGGUUGAAAGGAGCCACAUUGGUCGGGAGUGUUCAUUUUGUUGGUAGCGAUGCGAUUGCAACGCUUGCGUUUCAUAGUCGUCGGUGAAUCAGCGAUGCAUAGUUACUAGCAAAGGAGUCUCCGUUGUCAGGAAAAUUGCGCCCUCUCUUGGUCCAGCUUGGAAUUCAUAUUGUCGGUCUCUUCCUGGCCUUUCUCGGGAUCUCUCUCCCUGAAAUUUUCUUUUGAUUAAGUCAAAAGUGUGUGGGCUGGCACGACCUCUGAGCGACUACAGCGCCUGCAACAAAUUAUGUUGGACUGGAUAAACGGACGGACUCGGACACGGUGCCACGUCCGGAUGUUUGGACCCCCGUGAGGCCAAUGUUCUAAAUUGCCCGUCCCGAAUCGCUGUUGUCAUAGACUUUCAUAAAAAGUAUCCCUGGCAAACUAGAGGUCGGUGGAUGACGUGUAACGAUCAGUCCCUUUCUAUUCAAGAAAACUUUCAACUGUUGUUAACUUCAAAUCAGCCAACUAUUUUUUGUGUGUGGUAAAGUUGUACAUUUCCGUUUUAUCGUUGGGAGUGGGAAUAUUGUUUGGAAAACAAAGGAAGGAGGUAAGUCCGAGAAGACUUCCUCCCAUGAUAAGACACAUGAACUGAAAUCAAACACCGUAUAAUCAGACAGAGAUGCUGCUUCGUAUAAUUUUAAUGAAGAUUUUCAACUUGAGGGGAAAUAAUGAUAACCAAAUUCAUAAUCCAAGAAAUAAGUCAAUUUUUCAAGAACGAAA
Acanthaster planci (crown-of-thorns starfish) is the source of this 2249-nucleotide messenger RNA. RefSeq lists its product as uncharacterized. Lineage: Eukaryota; Metazoa; Echinodermata; Asteroidea; Valvatida; Acanthasteridae. Gene Ontology annotation, cellular component: Golgi apparatus. The record is from RefSeq and is a predicted model, not a curated record. Gene Ontology annotation, molecular function: glycosyltransferase activity.